AUGUUUGUCAUUGUGGUAGUUUUGAAAUGGCGCAGCAACAAAACUAGACAACAACAUAUGAUGGCAAAGACAAUUAAGAUCAUCAACAUUAAGAGGCAAAUUGCUGAAUACAAGGAAAAGUUAUCCAAUUGCAAUGACUUUAUCAGCGAUGUCAGGCAAAAACAGCUUGCAGCAUCUGUACUCCCAGUCAAUAACGCUACAAAAGACGAAGACAAACUAUGUCAACUAAACAACAAUGCAGUUACAGGGAAAGAAAUUGUGGUGUGGAAGCCUAAAGAAAAACAACAACUAAGCAAGUUACUGGAAGGUAAAACAUUUGUGUUAACUUUGGACGUCCAGAAGUUUAAUGUGGAUGUGAAGAGAUGCAAACUGCAGCCAUCAAUGCUGGAUUGGACGGUUGAGAAACCUUGCUGCCUAGAGAUCGUUCCUUGGCAAGCAAAACCUGAGCAUGUGAUCACUUCACAUGAAACAACCUCACCGCCACAGGAAGCGUACAAGAUUGACGCAAUCACAAAACAUCUAGAAAGCACACCUUGCCUACAAAUAAAUGAAAUCAAAGGCAACGAAAUUGUUUUGCCUAAACACAUGGUAAAAGACCACCUAAUGAAGUUGCUGGAAGUACAUCAAAAGCAAAUGCAAAAAGAGAACAUUACAUCCCGAGAAGACGGAGAACAAGGAUGA
Molecule: messenger RNA, 681 nt
Organism: Exaiptasia diaphana
Lineage: Eukaryota; Metazoa; Cnidaria; Anthozoa; Actiniaria; Aiptasiidae
Exons: 6
Coding region: 1-681 (226 amino acids)
Source: RefSeq, a predicted model, not a curated record